CUUUGAAAUACUAAAUAUUUUUUUAAAUAAAAUGUUUAAAAAUAUUUCUCUAUUUCUAUUAUGUGCAUUCCUAUUCGCUGUUACGAUUAGUGUGGUGGUGAUAGAGAAUAGAUGUAGUUUUGGCAAAUUCGGAAAUAAUUGCUCCGCAGAUUGCGACUGCAACUUGAAUGGAUCAACUGGUAAUUGUUCUUUCUGGGGACAAUGUAGUUGUGUUGAUGGUUACUGGGGAUACAAAUGCCAAAGAAAAUGCGAUAGUCAUUGUCUUUCAAAUAAAUGCGAUGUUGAAUGGGGUGGCUGCAUAUGUAGAGAUUUUAGAUAUGGAAUGAAUUGCGAUAACGGAAAACGAAUAUUCUCUUCGACAAUAGUGAUAUCUCUGGCAGCAGAAGUUAUGCGCCUCAGAGGGGAGUAA
Molecule: messenger RNA, 409 nt
Organism: Gordionus sp. m RMFG-2023
Lineage: Eukaryota; Metazoa; Nematomorpha; Gordioida; Chordodea; Parachordodidae
Product: protein draper-like
Exons: 6
Coding region: 32-409 (125 amino acids)
Source: RefSeq, a predicted model, not a curated record